GUUGUGCUACACUUUCCAUUCCUUCAUAUUCUCUUUAUUUUCUUGAGUCUCAAAACCCAAUAGCAGCACAAUCUUGAAGAUGAAAGGGGUAUACAAUUCAUUGCAAGCACUAAAACCAAUCAUCCUAAUGUUGUUUGUGCAGAUUGCAUAUGCUGCUGUGAAUAUCAUGUACAAGCUCGUUAUAAAUGAUGGGAUGAGUAUGAGGGUUGCUUCUGCCUACCGCCUCGCUUUUGCAUCAGCUUUCACUAUUCCUCUUGCUUUUAUCUUUGAUAGGAAGAGUACUAGACCAAAGAUUACUUGGAAGGUUCUUUUUCUUUCAUUUCUAUGUGGAUUGUUUGGGGGAAGUUUAUUUCUAAACCUUUAUGGCGUUGCCCUCGAUUUGACUUCAGCAACGUUUAUGUUGUCCAUGUCCAACCUUAUUCCAGGAAUUACCUUCAUCAUGGCCAUAUCUGCCAGAUUGGAAAAGCUAAAUUGGGGAUUAGUAGAGGGAAAGGCCAAAGUAAUAGGAACAGUAAUUGGCAUUGGUGGGGCAAUGCUUAUGAUAUUUUACAAAGGAGUGGAAAUUAAUAUUUGGUCUUCCAAUAUCAACCUUAUGCACCAACAUAGGAACCAAAAUGGGCUUAUGGAUCCAAAACAUAGGGACUUCAGUAAUAAUAUAGUGGGUGUUCCAUGUGCAAUAGCAAGCGUUUGCUCUUUUUCUUUAUGGUUAAUCAUCCAGGCUAAGUUGAAUGAAGAAUAUCCAUUCCAUCAUUCAUGCUCAGCAUUGAUGUGCUCAAUGGGAGCAGUUCAAGCCAUUGUUGUUGCUCUUUGUGUCGAUAGGGAUUGGACCGAAUGGAAGCUGGGUUACGAUAUCAGGCUUCUCACUAUGGCUUAUUCGGGUAUUGUGGUCUCUGGGUCAGUGGUUAUUGUUAUUUCUUGGUGUAUAAGGAUGAGGGGUCCUCUAUUUGUGUCUGUUUUCAAUCCUCUUCAGCUUUUACUUGUAGCUGUCUUUGCCUAUUUGUUCUUGGAUGAGAAGUUAUAUUUUGGAAGUGUUUUUGGAGCAGUAUUGAUUGUGUGUGGCCUAUAUGCGGUGCUUUGGAGUAAGGGCAUAGAAAUGAAAAAAAAGACUCAAUUAUUAUCAUUAAAAAUCAAGGUUGAGAAUGAAGCAGUAGAGCUUGUUCUGUCUAAUCCUGACAAGUGCAUCCAAAGCAACAAGACUCAAACCAAUACUAUUGAGAAUGUUACCAUCGGUCAAUGAUUAUUCUAUUGAAAAAUAAAUGGCGUGAAGAAUAUGAAAUUCUAAUCAAUGGAAAAAAAAUUAAAUUAGCAGCUGAUUAGGUGUCUGUUAUUCUAACCAAUCUGUGCCUACGCAAUCAAAUAAAACUACUAUUGCUCAAAAAAAAUCAAGUAGAAAUAAUUAACAGCUGAUUAGGUGUUUGUUAUGCUAAAAGAUAAGGUGAUGUGAUAAAACUUGAUUGGCAAACUGCAAAAGGAUGACAAUGUCAAGCAUUCAAAUAGCAAAGACAGAC
Molecule: messenger RNA, 1508 nt
Organism: Medicago truncatula (barrel medic)
Lineage: Eukaryota; Viridiplantae; Streptophyta; Magnoliopsida; Fabales; Fabaceae
Product: WAT1-related protein At1g25270
Exons: 7
Coding region: 80-1237 (385 amino acids)
Cellular component (GO): membrane
Molecular function (GO): transmembrane transporter activity
Source: RefSeq, a predicted model, not a curated record